Molecule: messenger RNA, 801 nt
Organism: Heterostelium album PN500
Lineage: Eukaryota; Evosea; Eumycetozoa; Acytosteliales; Acytosteliaceae
Exons: 3
Coding region: 1-801 (266 amino acids)
Source: RefSeq, a predicted model, not a curated record
AUGAAAAAGUUUCAAUACAAUAUAAUACUUUUGGUGAUGGGUUUGGUAGUGGUAUCUAGUAGUAGUAAUUAUUUCGUAGAGGGUAGCGAUUGGUUCAUUCACCAAUAUCUGCCUGGACUUCAAAUGGUGUCACCCGACGAUUCAAGUGUAAUUAGAUAUCUGGCGUUUCCAGAGUUACUAUUUGAUUUCAAUUCACCAAUUCUUGGAUCUCAUAUGUUGUGUACCAACAACAGACCAAGCCAUCACCUACUGGACUUGAGUUUUAGUCCUGGAAAUGUACAUAAAUAUUUAUUCGAUUGUAACAUUACAAAUCCAUUUUUAUUAUCACGAUUUUUUUUAAACGAUUUACAUUUACGAUUAGAUUGGAAAACAAGAGAUGAAUGUCAAUGUUUGUUUCCAAAAACCAAUGAUACUGAUUUGAUCACUGGUAUUAUAUUAACAGUGUCAGUAACACCUUUAGGAUUCGCAAACGUAUAUUAUUCAAUAGAUUCAUGUACAGCUGAAUAUGUAUUUGGAGAGAAAGCACCAGUUGAAGGUGAUACAUUUACUCAGCUUAUAGUGUUGGAUGGCGGACCGCUAUUCAUGACCGGUACAGUUUACUUGUUUAUUGGAAUGGCGGUGUUUUGUAUACUGGUUGCUUCGUGUAUCAUUGGUAUACUAAGAUCCAUCUACUACCACAGUGCAAAGUCCGAACACCUAAGCAUCGAGCUAACUUCAAUGAGUUUAGAAUUAGUCACAGAGUUGAAUGAAGAAGAGAGACAAAAAGAUUUCCUGGCUAAAAUUGAUGACCUUCUAAAAUAA